UUUUAUUUUAUUUAAUUAAGAAAAGACCAGCAACUUGCUCAGCAGAAAGAUAGGAAUUACCUCCUAUAAUAACCACUAAAUCAAGAUGAGUUUUAAACUUCUACACUUCAUUCAGUUUCCUUUCCCCACUUAAGGGCAGAUAUUUAGGAGAAGAAAUUGUGUUCCAGUAAACUGAAUUUCAAGAACGUAACUUCUUUUCUCCUGAUUUCUAGCUGCAGUACUGGGUGCCGUGGUGUUCCUCAUCCCACAAAUGUGUUCAAGUAGAGUUUGGAUCCUGAUUUGGCUGAGAUGUUCUAGAGGAAUUUUAAGUAUUUAAUGGGUAAAAAGAAAAAAAAAAAAGUACUCCAUAUGGCCUAUAUCUUGAUUUCCUAUAAUUUGUUAUUUCCACAUCUUUAGUUUGGUCCUCUCAGUGGUUAAGAGCUCAGCUGCUAACCAAAAGAUCGGCAGUUCAAAUCUACCAACCACUCCUUGAAAACUCUGUGGGGCAGUUCCACUCUGUCCUGGAGAGUUGCUUGAGUCAAAAUCAACUCGACAGCAAUAGUUUUGGUGUUUCUUUUUCUUUUUUAGUUUGGUCCUCAGAAGCUCAUGGGCAGAGAAAAUAAAAAUCAGACAUGGAUGAGUGAGUUCUUCUUGCUGGGGCUGUCCAGUGACUGGGGCACCCAGGUCUCCCUCUUUGUCCUGUUCCUGGCCAUGUACUUGGUGACUAUUUUGGGAAAUGUCCUCAUUCUCCUCCUUAUCAGACUUGACAGCAGGCUUCAUACCCCCAUGUACUUCUUUCUCAGUGUUCUGUCCUUUGUGGAUCUUUGUUACUCAAACAGCAUUGCCCCACAGCUGCUGGCUCACUUGCUCUCAGCCCACAAGUCCAUCCCGUUCCACCGCUGUGUGUUCCAGCUCUACACAUCCCUGGCAUUUGGUGGGUCCGAAUUCUUCCUGCUGGGAGCCAUGGCCUACGACCGCUACAUGGCUGUGUGUCACCCCCUGCACUACACAGUCAUCAUGCAUGGAUGGCUGUGCCUGGGGCUGGCCACCGGCUGCCUAGCAGCUGGCUUCAUGAACUCGCUGAUGGAAGCCAUCAUCACAUUCCGGCUUCCACUGUGUCAUAAUAUUAUUAAUCACUUUGCCUGUGAGACCCUGGCAGUGCUUCGGCUAUCCUGUGUGGACAUCUCCUUCAACAAGGUCAUGGUGGCCGUCUCUGGCUUCCUGGUGAUCAUGCUUCCCUGCUUCCUGGUCCUGUUCUCCUAUGCUCGCAUAGUGGCUGCCAUCGUGCGUAUUCGCUCAGCACCGGGAAGGAGCAAAGUCUUCGGGACCUGCACCUCCCACCUCACUGUGGUCUCCAUGUGCUUUGGAGCUACUAUCUUCACUUACCUGGGGCCGCGGUCUGCCUCCUCGGUAGAAGGGGAGAAGAUGGUGGCCCUGUUCUAUGCAGUGGUGACCCCUAUGUUGAACCCCUUGAUCUACAGCUUGAGGAAUAAGGAAGUUAUGGCCGCACUCAGGAAAGUUUUAGAGAAAUUGAGAGAUAAAGGGUAAAGACUCUAAGAAUUUCUUGUUAUCUACCCUGAAAACCACAAAGGAGACCAAGUGAGUGUAGACAGGACUUCCAUAUUCACAGUAAAGAAGACUAUAAUGGUCUAUCCUUGUGUGUGAAUAAAAUGUCUUCCUCUACAUGGCUAAUUGGUUUGCUUACGUAGGUCAAAGUCUAA
Molecule: messenger RNA, 1700 nt
Organism: Loxodonta africana (African savanna elephant)
Lineage: Eukaryota; Metazoa; Chordata; Mammalia; Proboscidea; Elephantidae
Product: olfactory receptor-like protein OLF3
Exons: 1
Coding region: 586-1527 (313 amino acids)
Biological process (GO): detection of chemical stimulus involved in sensory perception of smell; G protein-coupled receptor signaling pathway
Cellular component (GO): plasma membrane
Molecular function (GO): G protein-coupled receptor activity; olfactory receptor activity
Source: RefSeq, a predicted model, not a curated record